This is a messenger RNA of Paramecium tetraurelia, 954 nucleotides long. RefSeq lists its product as uncharacterized. NCBI's taxonomy places the organism in Eukaryota, Ciliophora, Oligohymenophorea, Peniculida, Parameciidae. The transcript has a single exon. The record is from RefSeq and is a predicted model, not a curated record.
AUGUCUUCUAAAAGAGAAGUUAUUGCUAAGCAUAGAGUUGAGAGUGCUUCCAGAUCCUAGAAAAGAAAAUUAGAAUAGGCUAUGCUUCAAGUCAAUAGUCAUCAACCUAUUACCAAAGCACAACAAGCUUUGCCCUCGGAGGAUGUUGAAUUAUAUAACAAUGUGAAUGUGUAACAUGUCAUCAAUGGAACAGAUUUUGCUUGGAAUCAUCUCGAGAGUAUGCCAAAGAAACAAAUUGAUAUAGUCUUUCUCCCAUAGACGAUUGCUGGAAUGCAGAACGUCUAUUGUGUUGUUAAAAAAAAAUAUAAUGCAGAAAUGGCUAGGAGAGAAUAAAUGGAGGCUGAAAGGAUUUAAAAGAACUAAGAGAAACAUCACUAAUUCGAAUAGAGGAAACUCAAAAAUGGAUUAAUCUAUGCCAAAUUAGGUUUGAAGAAAACUUAUCAAUCUGCUCCUGCCACUCAAUUCACAGAAGAACCUCUGUUUCAAAGAUUGAGCAAGCCUAAGCAAUCCUUCAUUUAGCAAUCUACUUAUGAUCUACCAGAUUUUAGAGGAUUGCCAAUCAAGAAUCUCACUUAUGUUGACAAAUAUAAAAAUCCAAUUCUGAUUAAUCAUUUCAUGAGUUCCAAUCUAUUACCCAAAUCUGUGAAUAAGGACAAAAUCAGAACCAAAUUUGAAACAUCUGAUUAAAAACUAGAGAAAUUUCAAAAUACAAUUCAAGUAGAUGAAAUGAAUCUGGAUAAUGAUUUUAAAGACAAUGCAAUGCUAGAAAUCGAUCAAUUUGAAAAGAUGCUAUCUACAAUGCCCUAGACUAUGUAUUCAUAAGUUAAAGAUAGAGAGAAUCAAUUGCUCUAAUCAGUUGAAGGCUUUAGAUCAAUUAGGAAGAUUAAAAGAGAUCCAAAUUAUCGGCACAUUAUUGGAAAUCAAAUUAGAGAUUAAAUUUUAUAAAAAUAAUGA